AUGAAUAUUGUAGCAUGGAAUUGUAGGGGAUUAAACGAUCCACAUUCCCUUGCAAUCCCCUAUCUUGUGUGGAUCUACCAAAACAAAUUUCCUAUGUUUAUGUUUAUUUCGGAAACAAAAACGGCCUAUAGUAAUGCCGCUUCUAAGUUAGAUUGCUUAAGACCAACCGCAAUUUUUGGGUUUGAUUCGGAAGGUAGUAGUGGUGGUCUCUUAGUUUUAAGUUGGUGCAGUGAAGUUGUUGAAUGUUUGUACUCGUCAAAAAAUAUUAUCCUAUGUAAAAUUUCUGAAAUUAAUGGAAAUUUUAAGUAUGUGAUUUUCUUUUAUGGGGAACCUCUAGUAGAAAAUAGAAGAGUCAUUUGGGAAUUUUUGCAACUACUUCUGGAUGAGUACAAAAAUGUGCUUAUAAUUGGUGACUUUAAUCAAGUUGAGAGUGGGUUUGAUGAAUUGGGUGGAGCAAGCAAUAUUAGGGGACGUGAUGCCUUCUUAGAUUGGAGACUAAGCAGUGAUGUCACGGAGGUUCCGUUCUCGGGGCCGCGUUUUACUUGGAGUAAUAAACGGGAACAACACGAACUCAUUCUAGAAAGACUGGAUAGAGCGUACAUUACCGGAGAAUGGUUUAAUCAUACUCCGGAGGGAAGAAUAAUUCAUGAGCCGAUUAUAUGUUCGGAUCUUGCAGUUAUCACUUAUUACUCCAAUCCGAUCACAAGAAAGUCGAACCGUCCUUACCAAAUUGAAAAUUGGUGCCUACAAAUUCCGGAGGUAAAUACAAUUGUUCAUGAUUCUUGGAAAAUUGAUAUGAAUGGAUCUUGUAUGUUUAGGCUCUCGAAAAAAUUAAGUAUUGUGAGAUAUAAUCUUCAAAAUUGGCGUUUGAUGAAUAAGAAGAGCUGGGGUGUUAAUUGGAGGAACAUUUCGAAAGAGUUAGGUAGUGUGGGGGAUAAUAUUGAUUCGAUCCAGAAAGGGGAACACUACAUCAAUCAAAUAAAUUCAAUUAUUCCAGAAUGCAAGCUUAAUUUUGAGUACUGGAGACAACGAAUGAAAUCCAAUUGGAUUAAAUAUGGAGACUGCCCAACCACUUUGAUGUACAGGAGGGUGAAGAAAAAACAACUACAAAAGGAAAUUCUUACCCUUAAAAAUGAUGAAGAUACAUGGGUGGAAGGGCAUGAUGAAGUGGAGCAAUUGGUCCUCAAUUCGGUUAAGGAAAUUUUUAGCCCAACUCUUGAUAAUAAUCAUGGGGAAGACAUAGACUUACUUCUUCGACAACUGCACAUUCCUUCUAUCAGUAUGGAGGAUCGAGAAUGGCUUGAUAUGCCUUUCUCUCACCAGGAAAUAAAGAAAUCAAUGUUUGAUAUGCACGGGUCUAAAUCUCCGGGCCCGGAUGGUUUCACUGCGGACUUCUUCCACCUGUACUGGAAGGAGGUAGGUCAACUUGUCAUUGAUAGCGUGCAACAAUUUCUCAGGUCUGGCAAUAUGCUAAAGGAAUGGAAUCAAUCACUCCUUGUUCUCAUCCCGAAAGUGAAGGUACUGGAAAGUGCUAACCAUUUCAGACCUAUUAGCCUCUGCAAUACUAUAUAUAAAUGCAUCUCUAAGUGUCUGGUAAAUAGGAUGAAGUUGGUGCUCCCUUGUAUAAUUUCGGAUUAUCAACACGCCUUCAUCCCUGGUAGAUAUAUGGAAGACAAUAUCCUCAUGAGUCAUGAGCUUAUGCAUCUUAUCAACUCAAAAAAGAACUCGAACCUCGCUGCAGUAAAAAUAGAUAUGUCUAAGGCCUAUGACAGGGUAGAUUGGCUCUUCCUCACCAAGAUUCUUAACAAAUAUGGAUUCUCUAAUCACUGGAUAAGGAUGAUAUCAUAG
This is a messenger RNA of Chenopodium quinoa (quinoa), 1848 nucleotides long. RefSeq lists its product as uncharacterized. The transcript has a single exon. Lineage: Eukaryota; Viridiplantae; Streptophyta; Magnoliopsida; Caryophyllales; Amaranthaceae. The coding region runs from base 1 to 1848 and encodes 615 amino acids. The record is from RefSeq and is a predicted model, not a curated record.